GGUUCCGUUUGUUUUCGAUUUGCGCUCUUUGCCAUUUUGGCUUUUAUUAGGUCCGUUAAUUAGUUGUUGUGCGUGCGUGCGACAUCGGCAAGUGGCGCGCGAAAACCUGUUCCUAGACAUCCUGCCCAAGGACGGCAACAGUUACAAACAAUUUUCAGUAUUAUGCCGAUGAGCCCUUCUUGAUACUACAGACAUACAAACAACUCGAUUAUCUUUGCGCCAAUGUGUUUAUAAAAUAAUAAAUAGUUCUUUCCUAAACUGAAAAAAGCUUCGAAAUCUCAAAAAUGGACUCUAAUCACAAGAAUCAUACUUCUAAGGAAAACCCCCGUGGCUCUGUGUCCUCCAUUAAAUCGCUAGAGGUACCACCCACACCAACGCGAUCGCCGAAGAAGGUAUCUUUCUCGGACGAUUUUCCUUUUAUUGAAACAAACGCCACGGCGCCGCCCACUAGCACCACCGCAACUGAUGUGAGUAAUGACAGCAGCGAAGUCAACGAUCACAACAACAGUGUAUUUACAGCGCCGAGCUCCGUCACCGAAGAGGAGCUAACCGCCGUAAAUCACGUGCUGUUGCAGGCGGCACAAUAUCUGGAACAAUUACACGGCGCUCGAGAUCACCAGCCAGAGCCAUAUAGCCCACCACCAACAAGCCACAAAGAAAUCAGCACAAGCAGCAAGCAAAUAAAUCUCAAGCAGCCACCACAGAAAGUAAAGCGACUCGCUAAAGUCGGUGGUGGCGGUGGAGCUUCUGCAGUACCAAAUGUAAGAGCGCAAGAAACAAAUACCAGCGAUGAGGAAUUGGAUAAAGUGGAAGUGCAUAAAUUACCCAACGUCAACACAACCACGCCAACAACAGCGGUAACAUCAGCAACAACAACAGCAACAGCUAACAAUGUAAGCGUAUCACCUGCUGUGAUUGAAUUAGACAACAACAUCGAACAAUCGACUAUAGCGCAGGCACAAGAACAAAAACAGAACCAGAACCAAAACCAAAUAAUCAAAUCACAGUCAAUAGUUUCUACAAAUACCGCAGCAACCUCCGGCGCAGCUCCGAGAAAGACAUUCACCACCACCCUCAGCAACGUGCAGCUGGCGGAACCAACUACCUCGGCACAAUUAGAAGAGAUAAGCGAAGAGCAGUCUCACGUGGCCCGAUACAUUGACCGCUACAACCUCAAUUUAGAUAAGAAUUUCAGCGCGAUGGAAGUGGAGGCGAGGCGUGAAAAACUGCGCUGGCUACUCAUAUCCGAGUGUAGCGCACUGCUCGCGGAGGGCAAGCACACUCGUGAGGCAUUCCGGAAACUGGUACUGGAAAAGGAAUUCCAACAAAAGUUCUUCCACCUCUUCGAUCUCGAGGGAAACGGUUACUUGGUGCAGGAUCGUUGGAUUGAACAUUUAAAGGGACGUUUAACCGAUGAUAGACAAAUGGAUUUCGCCGAACAACUCGAGUCUGUGGCAUAUGUGAUUUGUGGGGAGAACAGUAAGAUCACGCCGAAGAACUUUACAGAAAUUUGGCAAGCGCGUGGUAUCCUGGAUAAACUAUACCGUCUGAUCGAUGUUGAUGGCACGAAUCUGAUAUCCACAAAUCAAAUAAUGGAAUUCAUUUCACACCUGACCAAUACACGGCCACGCACCGGUUUUGAUAAGAGCUCCCUGGUGCGUCUGGAGCAACUCUUUCGCAGCACUGUGGGCAAUGAACGGGAGAUACGACGUGAGGAAUUUCAGAAAAUAGUAACAUCGAAAAACCCAUUCUUUACCGAUCGUGUCUUUCAAAUAUUCGACAAGGAUAACUCGGGUUCGAUAUCUUUGCAAGAGUUCAUUGAUGCCAUACAUCAAUUCUCCGGCCAGUCAGCGGAUGAUAAAAUACGUUUCCUAUUCAAAGUAUACGAUAUCGAUGGUGACGGUCUGAUACAGCACAAGGAACUGCAUGAUGUGAUACGCGCCUGCAUGGAGGAAAAUGGUAUGGAAUUCUCCGAUGAGCAAAUUGAAGAUCUGACAACAGCCAUGUUUGAAGAUGCGGAUCCGUACAAUCGUGGUGAAAUCACUUAUGAAGCUUUAAAAAAUCAAAUUUGCAAACAUGGCGGAUUAUUAGAAAACCUCAGUAUUACCAUAGAUCGUUGGCUUGUGCCCAUGACGCAGGAGACUCCUAAACCGAAGUCCAAAUGUCCGCGACUGCGCUUUGACAAGCCACAUCAACUUACUUUGGCCUACAUGAAAAAUAACCAAGCCUUCGUUUCAUAUCUGUACAUCUAUAUUGCCAUAAAUUUGUGCCUUUUCAUCUCACGAGCCAUCCAGUAUCGAGCGAGCAAUGGAUUUGUGAUUGUUGCGCGUGCAUGUGGACAAUGUCUGAAUUUCAAUUGUGCCUGGAUAUUAGUACUAAUGUUGCGACAUUCUCUUACGUAUCUGCGUUCUCAGGGGCUUUCUUCGUACCUGCCUCUGGAUAACCACAUCUAUCUUCACAAACUGACGGGCAUUGUCGUGUCAAUCCUGAGUCUGCUUCAUACCAUCGCUCAUCUUUUCAAUUUCUCCAUAAUUGUGGUGAACGAUCCGAAAAUCAAUGCUGGCCACUACACAAUCGGCGAAUGGCUGCUAACCGAUCGUCCAGGGCUGUUCGGUCUCAUACCGGGCUGUGCCAACCCUACAGGUUUAGCGCUACUAAUUAUCCUGUUAAUAAUGUUCAUUUGCUCCCAGCCAUUUGUACGCCGCAAGGGGUCCUUCGAAGUCUUCUAUUGGACCCAUCUAUUGUAUAUUCCAUUUUGGAUUCUACUAUUGUUUCAUGGUCCGAAUUUCUGGAAGUGGUUUUUGGUACCAGGGUUGGUGUACAUAGUAGAGCGUAUAUUGCGUUUUGUCUGGAUGAAAAGCGAACAUGGAAAAACCUAUAUCAGUUCCGGUUUGCUUUUACCAUCCAAAGUUAUACAUUUGGUCAUUAAGCGUCCAUUUAACUUCAAUUUCCGUCCUGGUGAUUAUGUCUUCGUUAAUAUACCAGUUAUUGCCAACUACGAAUGGCACCCCUUCACAAUUAGUUCAGCACCGGAACAGGAGGAUUACAUGUGGCUACACAUACGCACUGUAGGCGAAUGGACCAAUCGAUUGUAUCAAUAUUUCGAGAAAGAACAGCAGAAACUGCAAAAUGGCGAAAUCAUACAGCACCGACAUGCGAUUCCCACCGACUUGGUGUGUAUUACCAACAAAACUGAGUCAAAAACAUCGGCAACGCCGCAAAUCGAUUUUCUUGCUCAAAAUCUAGCACGCUUACAUGGCAAACCCGGUGCAAAUGAUUCAGUAUUACUACCUAGUAAAGGUGCAAAUCAAAUGCAAAACGUUCCCCUCAAACCCGCGCGACACAUACAACAACCCUCAAAAUUGGCCAUUGACAAUACAAAUGCCCGCAAUGAGAACGAUAUUGGAUCUACGAAACACGCAGAUCGUAUACGGAGCAUUAAGAGGACGCUGCAACGUACCUUCUCUCGCAAGGAUGUGCCUGCGAAAACGGAGAUCGAUGGUCACUGGAAUGAAGGUUUUGUAGGUGAUCAAGUGGAUUCCGUCCAGAAGCCAUUGGACAAACGCUUACAAAAGUUAAACUCUCGUAAACCACAGCUCGAAAAGAGCCUCUCACUACCAGAUAUGGCCAUCAAGUCUAAAAAGAAGGAACGCCUCAAAGCUUUACGAGCGCUCGGUCGUUCGGAAUCUGAAAGGUCUUUCGAUGAGUCACGUGUCAGACGUGCGCGACUUCAGAGCGGAGGUUUAGCCUACUUAAGCCCUCAAAAUAAAUCGCUUGCACAGAGUUUUCGCUACAUGCGCAAUAAGCCGACAAUAAUUGCCUUUAAAACACCAAGCUUAGAGGAAGCCGAACCAGAUUUUACGGCAACACCGAGAGGCAACAUGGAUACAUACAGGGAGCUAGAAGAAGGAAAAGGAAAUGGAGUUGACAAGACCGACAGCACGACAAUUGAAAUAUCCGAAGCCAGCGUGUCCAAACCAUUGGAAGAUGCAACAGCGCGAACUAAAGUUGGUCGUUUUCGCAGACCGACCUUUUUGCGUUCCCUUUCGACAUCCAUCAAAAAUCGCGGUAGCAAUGGCAGUCUACCACCACAGGGCAACCAUAACACGGGUAGCAAGGUUACACUAGACGCUGGCGUAUUAGAGAUCUUCAUCGAUGGUCCAUAUGGGGCGCCGUCGAGUCAUAUAUUUGGCGCUCAACACGCUGUGCUCAUCGGCACUGGUAUCGGCGUCACGCCAUUCGCAUCUAUUUUGCAGUCCAUAAUGCAUCGUUACUGGAAGGCUCGGCACACCUGUCCGCGUUGUCAUUUUGAGUGGGCCAGUGAUAUACCUAAAACGGUGAUGAAUUUGCGUAAGGUGGACUUCUUUUGGAUCAACCGCGAUCAGCGCUCAUUCGAGUGGUUUGUAAAUUUAUUGUCACAGCUGGAAAUCGAACAGGCUGAGCUGGGUGGACCAAUGGAGAGAUUCCUAGAUAUGCAUAUGUACAUAACCAGUGCCCUGCAGCGCACCGAUAUGAAGGCAGUGGGGCUGCAAUUGGCUUUAGAUUUACUACAUGAAAAGGGCAAGCGAGAUCUCAUUACUGGUCUGAAGACGCGCACGAAUGCCGGUCGUCCAAACUGGGAUAAAGUGUUUAAGCAGCUGCAGGCGCAGAAGAAGGGCAAGGUAACGGUAUUCUACUGUGGUCCACCGCAACUAGGCAAAACACUGCGCUACAAAUGCGAUCAGUACGGCUUUGCAUUCCGCAAAGAAUGUUUUUAAUUUAUAAGUCAAACAUAUAAUUUUUUUAUUGUAUUAUUAUUGUGUUUUCUUAUUAUUAUUAAAAGCUUUUUGUUAUUUUUUUAACAACUAAGCUGGGUUUGGUUUUAAAAUAAACUUUAUUGUAAAGCUUAGCCUUAAAUGCCUCAUAACGGUACAUUGUUGUCUGUUUAAGAAUUUGAUGUAUGCUUAAAAAAUAUUUAACUUAAAAACCUUUGAUGAAAUAUUUAUAAACUAUGUAAAUAUAAAACUCGGUUUGUCCGUAAUUCAUUUAAAUUAAAUAAAACUAAAGAUAUGUAUAGCUUCAA
Bactrocera neohumeralis is the source of this 5062-nucleotide messenger RNA. RefSeq lists its product as uncharacterized. Bases 285 to 4757 code for a protein of 1490 amino acids. Gene Ontology annotation, biological process: superoxide anion generation; defense response. NCBI's taxonomy places the organism in Eukaryota, Metazoa, Arthropoda, Insecta, Diptera, Tephritidae. Gene Ontology annotation, cellular component: plasma membrane; NADPH oxidase complex. The transcript has 18 exons. Gene Ontology annotation, molecular function: superoxide-generating NAD(P)H oxidase activity; calcium ion binding. The record is from RefSeq and is a predicted model, not a curated record.